Messenger RNA from Archocentrus centrarchus (flier cichlid), 3332 nucleotides. RefSeq lists its product as uncharacterized. NCBI's taxonomy places the organism in Eukaryota, Metazoa, Chordata, Actinopteri, Cichliformes, Cichlidae. The transcript is spliced from 2 exons. Bases 103 to 897 code for a protein of 264 amino acids. The record is from RefSeq and is a predicted model, not a curated record.
CAUAUCUUCUCCUCAGCAGCAAUUUGGGGCUCAAGUGUGUACACAUCAUAUCCACAUAUGAGCCCCAGUCAGUAAGAUGCUUGAGACUCUCCUUCAGCAGUGAUGCCUGCCUUCAGCCCCCCUGCCCCUCUCCUCUGCGUUCUGCUAUAUGUGUCAGUGGGUCUGCAGCGGUCUGACCUGCGCCUGGCUUAUGUCACCCACAACAGCUUUUUGUACUACUCCUGCAGUCAGGAUCCGCAACCCUGCAGCACCUCUUCGCUUACAGACUGCAGAUGCAAGGACAUCCAGCUCUCCACACUGCACCGGCUGCAGUCGCACUCAUCUCCUGUUUUCCAAAUGAGACGUUUAACCAUUUGGUUCACUUCGCCAUCAAACACAGCACGUCUGCUCAACAACUCAGAGGUGAGGCACCUCACGCUGAUCUACUGCGGAUCCAGUGGGGUGCCUCCUUUUAAUCCGGAUGGACAUUUUGCCGUGCACCACCUGGAGAGACUGACGGUGGUAAAUCUGCCACAGAAGUCAUUUCAUCCCUAUCCUGAUGUGAACAGAGCCAAGAAUACAGACCCAGACAGGGAAAACAAUGCACACUUAAACACAAAUAAGUACAACACAGAAAGAAACACAAAUCUGGACUUGAUUACAGACAUGAAGAGAGAUUCUCUAAGUCUCUCCCCAACACAGGUUCAAGACAUCUUCCUGGGCAGGGAGCUCGGAGCAGAGUAUUAUGAACAAGCCAGACUGGGAAUCAUCCACAACUCAGUGCUGGAGGGGGGAGCAGUGGUCAAAGCAUACACAGUCAAGACACACAUAGACAGCAGUGGUGCACUGCCUUUCCCUGAGCUCCACCUGCAGAAAUUACCAGAGACAUCUGUCAUUUAUGUCACCUUUGUGUACUGAAUUUUAAAAAGUUGCCUCUCAAAGCUUUUAGGAGGGAACAACAGGAUGAAGAUGAUCCGGUUUUUUGCAGGCCAUAUUUCUUGAUUUACAUUUUGGCUUAAGAAUAAUCACUUCAUCCUCUUAAAAUGGAGAUAAAGCAUCCAUUAAUUAGGUUCACAAACUAAUUUCUUCUUCAAACUGAUAGUUGGCAGGAGAAACAGUGAGAGCUUUUAAAAGCCAUUUGCUUAAUGACACCCCACAAAACUUUGGGACGAGUGAACACAAACGAAGCACAAACACAAUGUCAGCAACCACUAAGUAGUUCCCAAAAACAUCGUAAUAAUUGUUUAAUCUGUUUUUAAAUAUAGAAGUUCUGUAAUUUUCACAGGUUUUCUUAUUUGGACAGAAACUGAAUUCAUUUGAGAGAGUUUACGUUUGUUUUUGCAUUUUGGUCCUGGGAAAAUGAUUCAAAUCUUUGGCUCAAGAGAUUUAAUCACACUUUUCCAAGUGACCUAAGAGUUUGCACAGUUGUUUAUCAGUGUUUGGCCUAUUUUGGCCACUCAAAAUAGGCCAAACAAAAUCUGAGGCUCCAGAACACCAGAACAAUAAGUUGUUUUUUUCUGUGUUUAUACUGAAGGGCGUUUCAUUCAUGUGUUAUCAAGCAGUAUUUAUUCUUUUGAUUUCCUACAGUGCUGUGAAAAACUAAAUAAAAAAUGUAGUUUUUAAAUGAUAAUUUCAUUUCUAAAGGGAGAAAAAUCUACCCAAACCUACCUGGCCCUAUGAGAAAUUUUUUAAAAUAAUGAAUUAACUGUGAUAAACCACAUUGUUUUGAAAGCUGAAUUCAAACCAUUCCCAGAUCUGAUUACUGGCAGACCUGUGUGACAAAGUGAAGAAGGCUGAAAGAUCUCACAAAGCAGCACUUCAUUCCACUUAGAAACAGAUGAGAAACAAAGUCAUCGACAUCCAGUAGUUUGGAUAGGGUUACAAAGCCAUUUCUAAGGCUUUGGGACUCCAGCAAACCACAGUGAGAGCCAUUAUCCACAGAUGGAGAAAACUUGGAACAGUGGUGAACCUUCCCAGGAGUGGCAUUGAAAUUACACUAAGAACGCAUCGACGACUCACCCAGGAGGUCAGAAAAAAAAAACCCAUAAAAACAUCUAAAGAACUGCAAGACAAAAGUUUAACUUUAUGGAAGGUUUGAGUCCCAUUACAUCUGGCAUAAAACUAACAACAUUUCAUAAAAAGAACAUCACACCAACAGUCAAACAUGGUGGUGGUAGUGUGAUGGUCUGGGGCUGCUUUGCUGCUUCAGGAUCUGAAUGACUUGCAGUAAUUGAUGUAAUUCUGCUCUCUACCAGAAAAUCCUGGAGGAGAAUGUCCGACCAUCAUUUCAUGCCCUGAAGUCCACCUCUUAAGAGAGUGUUCAUGCUUGAGGGUGGCACAAUUAGAUUUAGGGAGCGAGUACUUUUUCACAUAGGGACAGGCAGGUUUGGAUAGCCUUUUUUUCCCUUAAUAAAUGAAAUCAUAAAAACUGGAUUUGUUUGAUGACCGGAAACAUUUAAGUGUUACAAAUAUACAAAAAAAUCAGGAAGGGAGAGAGAAGGGGGCAAAUACUUUUUCACAGCACUGUAUGUAAUAGAGAUGAACUGAAAGGGCUGAUCCACUUCCUUAAUUUAAUGUGAGGCUGCUAUACAGCAUUUCAUAUUGCCACACCUGUCAGAUGUUGUGAAAAUAUGUUAUGUCCCCUGUAACUAAACAUUCAGAGGUUUCAACAUUAUUUUGUGUAAUGCUGACUCAAAAAUAUCUUUGGCUUAACAAACAGUCUCACGUGUCUGCUAUUGCUAAAAAAAGCAAAAAAAAAAAAAAAAAUUUCAUUUGUAAGCAAAACAUGAAUCCCUCACAGUUCUGCUUUCUAGAGUUAACUUUUGUUCCUUUUGUACAACCAGCAAAGAUUUUUGUGAAAGAAGUCAAAUAAAUAGGGUUCAUGAUUUUUUUUAACAGUCCUUGCCUAAUGCUUUUUGGAAUGGCACAAAUUUUGUGUUUCAUACACUUAGCUACUUAUUAUUUUGAAUAUUUUUUACAUAUUUCUGUGACAUAGUGAACAAUGAUUAUUUGGCCACAGAUUCCUGAUUGGAUUAAGAUCCAGGGAGUUGGAUCCAAAAUGUUAAUUUAAUGAUUUCCACACCACUUAGUUAUCACUUUUACUUUGUGACGUGGUGUUCCAUCAUGCUGGAAAAUGCACAGAUUGUCACCAGAUUGAUCCAGGAUCAGUGGAAGAAGUUGGUCUUUGAGGACGUUGUUAGUAUGGUCAGUGUGUGGACAAGCAGAAGCCCACAGCCUGUUCAUGCAUGGACCUAGAAGCUGAUAUCCAGCAUGCCACAGAGAUUUGCAGAGGUUAUCAAAAAGAGGGGUCCACACUGUAAAUACUGACUCCAAUAAAAGUCUUUGAAACUUAA